Messenger RNA from Orussus abietinus, 1158 nucleotides. Its product is annotated as nuclear receptor subfamily 4 group A member 3. The record is from RefSeq and is a predicted model, not a curated record. Bases 355 to 1158 code for a protein of 267 amino acids. Lineage: Eukaryota; Metazoa; Arthropoda; Insecta; Hymenoptera; Orussidae. The transcript is spliced from 3 exons.
CCGGGACUUAUGGGACCCUUGGUAGUUUGUAGUUCGGCCUCCCUCCACGAGCCUCCCCCCCGAUGCACCCGCUAAUACGCUCCCCUCUAAUACGGUUUCUUGACAAGUCUCCCUCUUCUUACGUGCCAUACACUCAGCAGCCUGUGAUAUACUGUCCCAUAUCUAGACCUACGAUACGUAGCCAUAGACGUAGGUUACACCUUCUCCCUCUGAAUAAGCUUUAACGCCGCGCCGAGGACGACCGCGAAGACGACGACCUCCGCCGUCAGCGUCAGUCACGUGCACCUAGCACGUUGCCGUCCUCACCUGCCUAAUUACGGAAACAAGACUCAAAGGAGACAAAAGAGAAGGAGGAUGUCGAACUGUACCGACGAGACGGAGAACGCACCCCUGCCCAUGCAGGAGGCCCUCUCACCGGUGCAAGAGGGUCCGGUCUCCCCAGCGUCCUCGUCACUGAGCAACCAAAAUCAAAACGAGAACGAGCAAGUGCUCCUGGCGACGAUGCAGCCGGUUAACGUGUUGGACUUGCACGAGCCACCGACGCACUCGCUGCACCCGAAGUACCACCACCACCACCGGCACCAUCACCAUCACCACCAUCAUCAUCCGCAGCACAUGCAAUCGGGCGAUCAGGACGACCAACGUGCCCCAGACGACCAGGACGGCCGGGUGACUCCCGACUCGGCUGCGGGGGCCACCAAUCUCGGGGUGGGCGAGCACAAGAUGAUCGACCUGAUCUACAACGACGGUCAGAAGACGGUCAUGUACACCCACGACAAGGAGAUCAUCUACGAGAGCGAGGCCGAUCGGGUCCAAGUGGUGGAGUACCCACCGCCGCCACCCUCGCCUCCGUCCCCGUCGCCACCCACCGCCACCAGAAGUGGUCUUCUGCCCUCCAACUGCGUACCCCCCAGAUCCUCCGGCGCCACCACGCUGCAUCUCCACCACUACCCUCAACUGCAGUUGCAACACGAGGAGGACUUGCCGAGAGGCGUCGCCUGCACUACCGCCGCAGUCCCCAACGCCAACGCCACCACCACAACCACGGUCCUCGUCCUCUCGGAACUGGUGGCUGCGGAUCCCGCAGCCGGUGCCGCAGCGGCCCAGCAACUCACCCUCUCCGCCGCGGCCGCUGCCGCCUCUCUACGUGCCGGGUAA